AUGAAUAACACAACCGGCUUGGUACCGGUAGGAGCUGGCAGUCGGGAGGAGUUACCGGCGCACCGAGCUUUAACGGGCUGCAUCCUGGCGCUGCUUAUCAUUUGGACGCUUUUCGGCAACUUCACGGUGUGCGCAGCCGUUUGUCGCUUCCGGCACCUGCGCGCCAAAGUAACCAACAUCUUCAUCGUGUCCCUGGCUCUGUCAGACCUCCUGGUCGCCGUGCUGGUGAUGCCGUGGAAAGCUGUGGCUGAGGUGGCUGGUUUCUGGCCGUUUGGAGGGUUCUGUAAGACCUGGCUGGCCUGCGACAUCAUGUGCUCCACGGCCUCCAUCCUCAACCUGUGCGUCAUUAGUGUGGACCGAUACUGGGCCAUCUCCAGCCCUUUUCUCUACGAGAGGAGUAUGAACAGGAAAGUAGCGUCUGUUAUGAUCGGCGUGACCUGGACAGUGUCCGUGGUCAUUUCCUUUGUUCCCGUGCAGCUGAACUGGCACCGGGCGGAGAUGGAUGAUCCGGCUGGGGAGGAUUUGGCGCUUCACGAUAAGAGUGUUGAUGGGAGCUGUGACUCCAGCCUGAGCCGCACUUAUGCCAUCUCCUCGUCCCUCAUCAGCUUCUACAUCCCCGUGGCUAUCAUGAUAGUCACAUAUACCCGUAUCUACCGGAUAGCCCAGAUGCAGAUCCGGAUGAUAUCCUCCCUGGAGCGGGCGGCGGUGCACGCGCAGAGUUGCCGCUUGGACGCACCUGAACUAUAUCCUCACCUGUGCACGGAAAUCGGUGCCAGCUCAUAUCAGUCUCAAAUCGAUCUUCAUCCUGAUUCUCAGCGCUCUAAUCGGGAGCUCACAGUCUCCAUCAGAAAAGAGACCAAAGUCCUCAAAACUCUGAGCAUCAUCAUGGGUGUUUUUGUCUGCUGCUGGUUGCCGUUCUUUGUCCUGAACUGCGCUCUGCCCUUCUGUCCCGGACCAGGGGCACCGGGGGCCCAGCGGGGUCCUCACUGCGUCAGCGAGAAAACCUUCGAUGUGUUCGUGUGGAUCGGCUGGAGCAACUCAUCCCUUAACCCAGUCAUCUAUGCGUUUAACGCGGACUUCAGAGACGCGUUUCUGCGCCUGUUGCGCUGCCGCGGAGGAGGCUGCUGCGCCGCGGUGAGCGCAGUAGUGGAGACGGUGAUGGCGAGCAACGAGGCCGGACACCUGCAGCAGGAUAGCCCGCUCAACGUGAGGCUGGCCGUCUCCUGUGCCAUGACCACCAGGGGAAGCGAGGACAGUGGGAACACAACGGUGACUUUGUUUUGUCACGGUGGGACAAGCUCGGAGCUGGUGACGGACACUGAGGAAAGUAACGACAAAGACAGACUGACGCAGAUACCUAUAUAGGUGACACUAUUCAUGAUAUGCCAUGUGCGGGGUCAGAGAGCAGGUAAACUAUGCAGAGGAGGUGGAUAAUGAUGUAGAAGGCCUACAGGGACAGGAAACAGCAAAUGCAAAGUGAAUUUACUCUCAAGGUCUUCAAACAUCUACAUGAACAUAAACAGCUACAUGUGCAGACAAAAAUACUCCACCUUAGAAGAUCAGAUUAACACCCAUUAUCCAUUACCAUGCAUGCAGUGGCGCCCCCAAGUUGGAGUCAGGUGAUAGGAUUGCUAGCAAUAUCUUGAAA
Messenger RNA from Epinephelus lanceolatus (giant grouper), 1648 nucleotides. NCBI's taxonomy places the organism in Eukaryota, Metazoa, Chordata, Actinopteri, Perciformes, Serranidae. The record is from RefSeq and is a predicted model, not a curated record.